AGCUACAUAUGAGACACCUGUCAAGGGAAGUGAGAGAUAAAAGGGAAUCCUAUUUCCAAAUGAUGAAAUGUGAUAUCUGUCCAAACAGGGUUCUUAAUGAUCAUGUGAAGACUCUUUAGGAACAUUGUCCUCUGGCUCGAGUGAGAGAUUGUGGCGUGAUAGUGAUCCUGGGAAUAGGAAGAUUGCAAUUAGAAUGCGAGGUAACGCGUCGGUUACGAGCACCACCGUUUGCAUUACAGACGGAGAGCAUCAUUCGUGAUGAGUAUCAUGCUUUGCAACGCAGAGUCACGUACCAGUAUCAGGACUUGUUUGGAGAACACAAAGAGUAUAUAUACUUUGAGAAUGGUGUAAACCUGCCAGGCCGUGGCAAUGCAGUGUGGGAAGGCGUGAUCAUCGAGGAUGCUGAUGACUUGUUUCCUGAUAAAAAGCAAAGGAGAUAGUUGCACGAAGGAGAGAAGAAGAAUGGGGAUGUAAUCUACAAGCACAGCUUCUUGUAAAUUCACUUUCCUUUUCCUCUUGGACAAAGACAAAUGAAUUCAUGUGAGAGAACAUUUUCAUCUUCACACCAACAUGCCAUCGAUAUUAUGUAGGGGUUGUCAUGGCAACAUUCUUCAGCGAAGUGAAAUCUAAGAGAAAAUUUGCUUGACUAAUUGAAGAUGAUAUUUAGGAGACAGCAAAAGAAUCAAAAGAUGGAAUUAGACAGCUGAAUUGACAGCAGAGACUGAUAAACUGAUGUUUGAUUUGAGACUGAUGAAAAUAGGAUUUAUCCAAUUUUAUAUGAUAAAACUUCAGAAUGAGAUAAAGCAUUUUUAUUGAGGUUAUUAGCAAGUUGUGACCUAGUGCUACAUGAUGGAAUCAUGAGAUGACAGCAUCCUCAUCCUUUGCAAUGACUUAAUAGCACACUUAGCAUUGCUGUCGUCACACGUCCUAAUAGCGUGCCAAGUUUUAUCAACUGGCUAGCACACAUACACCACUCAGUCAGUCAGAUAGCGAGCGUGAAUCAAAGUGGGCAGUGUGCAACUCACAGAGACACAAGCGUCGCACGGAUGCUAUUCUCCUUCAUGUGCGUUCAAAGGCAGGCGUCUUGAAGGAAGCAUCGGUUGCCAUCGACGACGACGUUCAUCAUCUUCCCGCGAACCCUGGGGGUGAUAUGGAUGACAUGUGAUAGCUGCGAGCCAGGCCACAUGAAGCUCUUUGAACUUGACUUCAGCAUCAUGCGUGAACCUUGUGCUUGUCAGCUAGCCUUUCAUUCCCUCAGUUGAUUACUACUGGUUGGAUAUAAAGACAUUUUAUCACUGGCCUCUGGGUGAUAAGAUUCCAACUUCAGACAAUCUUCGCCUUGCUGAGAAAAUGACACCAACGUCAAGAAUGUCUACCGUUCCCAUGGAAACCACAUUAUCUGCUGAAUCAGUUGUUGUAUAUACUCCCGUGAUGGAUAAGACGACAGGUGGUGGAUCCGCUAAUGACGGGAACCCCAACGUUCAGUCAGACCCGACUGCUAUCUCGGUAGCAGCAUCAGCAGCCAGUUUAAUUCUGGUCCUUGUAGCCAUCGUCAUCUGGUACUUUCUUGUUAGAAAACAAUUGCUUUCAAAAUCCAAAAGUCACCAGCGACUUGGGAGCCACAAAAGCCACCGUAGCAACCAGGGAAGCCGACAAAGCAGUUUCCACGAUGGUCACCAUGACAAUGUAUCGUCACAUAAAAACCAUCAUGGAAGCAAGCAUUCACCCAAAUCCCACAGAUCCACCAGCUCCCCCAAAUCACAUCACCGUCAUUCGGGUUGCCAUGACAGCAAGGAGGUCUGCACUUGCCGCAAGUCGUACGACUCUCCCCUGGCUGGGCAGCGAUCGCCCAAGGGCAACUCCAUCUCGGAGUGUACGGGCAAUUCUCCGUUCUGUCCUCAUUCCAUGCGGUUCCAGCACCCAAAUCACCGGAAGGGUAGAGACUCUGUGCAUUCGGAGCUCAGCGAUGGAGGCUGCUCUCCUGUGGAAGCUAUCUGCACAUGUGACCUUCCUCAGGGUCACACAAAGGUCAUAACGGGGGCGGACUUUACAGUGGUGGAGCUAGAGGCUCAUAACAAGAGACACAUGAACUCUGGAGAGCCUUUGCACAAUGGUCAUCUCCCCUGUACGGAGAUGAAAGACAUACCUUCAACAAGUGCAUCUACCCAUCAACCCCCAUCAUCUGCACCCCAAUGCACCUGUCCUCACCCCCUGCCCCCGGCAGUAGCGCCCACACCAGAUAGCCCUCACGUGGGGGCUAGUCAUCGGAAGGUUGCCCAUGUUAGGAGUGACCCGGGGGUCAUUGGCCAAAGGGGUGAUGGUGAGAUGGUAUGAUCACAGUAUUGCAAACUAAAUUGCAAGAAAUAAUAAUUGAUUGAUUUAUAGAUGUACUUCGAUCAGUGUAAGUAAAUGAUCAAUAUUUUUACUGUUGAAGCAUUCCAAUGGAUGUAUCUUUCUACAUACAUGAACAUUAUAAUGUAAAAAUAAUAAAUAUGAUUUUUUAUUAAAAAAAGGAUUAUUUUACUAAUGCCUUUUUGCACAGAAGGAAUAUUUGGAUGUAAAAACUUAAAAGUCAUAAAAUAGCCUUAAAAACAGACAUACUGCAGCUUUUCGACACAUGCACUCAUCAGAUCUGACUAUAACGCUAGAGCGAAACAAUUUAGGCUUGGUACUAGCCAUGAAUUGAAGUAAAGUAACUAAAAUAAUGCAAUGGUUCUUUGGGGGUGCAGAAUCGGGUCUGUUAGCUGGAUAUACGCUACCUCAAGCAUGCGCAAGUGAGUAAAACUCCUUGCAUGGCUGAGCACUUUAAACCAAGAAGAACAGUAUUGUUCAGUGUUGCCCAGUUAUUGGUUAGCAAUGGCCGAAUUACUACCACCAUCCGUCGCUAGUAAUGCUAGUACUGCAAUGGAUGGUGGUAUGUCCGUUUUAAGGCUAUUUUACAAUUUUUUUGUACCAAACACUUAUUAUAAACUUAAAAAGUAUUAUUUAAUUAUUUUAAUCUUAAUACCUUUAUAUUGAUCGUUUGAAUAAAGAUCUAUAUUUUUUUCAAAAUAGUCACAAAUUGCUUUGCAAUAGAAGAAAAGGAAUAUUUUUUUCUUUUAGUAAACCCAGAUUUUCCAUUAUGUAUUCACUCAGCUAAUUCAUACUUAUGUAUAUUUAUACUUAUGUAAUGAGUAGAAUGAACGACAAAGGUAUUAUAUUUUCAUUCGAUACCGCUUUCUCUGGGAAUACUUAUAUAUUCAUUUUUUUUUCAAAUUUCUUUAUAAUCUUUAUAUUUCAAAUAAGUGCAAUAUAAUAAGUAGCGAAAUUGAGAGCAAUUUCGAUUGUGCAGUAUUUUAUAUAUACAUUUAUCUGGCUCUAUUUCUUAAAAUGUGAAGAGGAUGGAAUGUAAUAUUUCAAUUUCAUACUCUGUUCAGUUGUCUUCAAAAUCUACAAUAUCUAACCUGUUUCUCAGAUAUGCAUGUAAAAAGUUUGCAUAAAGGGAUAAAAAAAUCCUUCUUGUUCCUUCUUCUUUAUCUUCUUCUCCUUCUUUCUUCUUCUUCUUCUACUUCUUUGUCU
This is a messenger RNA of Lytechinus variegatus (green sea urchin), 3558 nucleotides long. RefSeq lists its product as uncharacterized. NCBI's taxonomy places the organism in Eukaryota, Metazoa, Echinodermata, Echinoidea, Temnopleuroida, Toxopneustidae. The record is from RefSeq and is a predicted model, not a curated record. Bases 1351 to 2334 code for a protein of 327 amino acids. The transcript is spliced from 5 exons.